AUGAGGCCACAAGGUGUGCCGUGCCAGCGGAAGUGCAGCGUGGGCCUGGAGCGGCGAGCGAGGCUCCGGGGGGCGAGGACGUGUAGAAGGAAGGGACCCCGGGCUCAGCCGGUCCUUGGAUGCCUUCACCGUCGCCCUCAACCUGACCUGCGAAGAAGACCAACAGUGGUACACGUCGACCAAGGAGCUACAACUGGCAUCUAGGCAGUUCUGUACGGCGUGUCGGGAGGUGGCGACCUUGCACUUGAGGGUCGAUGAUGAAACUCCGGGCCGGCUGUUGGAUCCUGCCGAUGCACCUUCUUCGACGGAGGAUUGCGGGGGUUCGACACGCGUUCCACGUUUUCGAGCAAGCCGUGUGACGUGGAACCGCACUUCCUCGUUGGAUGAGUUGACUCGACCUAUCUACGCGUUAUCCGAUGUGAAAUUCUUUGAGUUCGGUCCUGACGCAACUAUCAGUGUCGAGCGUGUAGCAUGGUCGCCUCGAGUCAAGUCACUGGUGUUCGGAGAUCGCUUCAAUAAGCCGAUCACCCGGGUUGAAUGGCCGCCGGAGUUGCGGCAGAUCACGUUCGGUCUUGACUCCAACCACCUGACUGAAGAGGCACGCCCUCGAGCACCAUGGCCGGCAGUGUUUAGGCAUUUCGGUGGUGGUGCCGAUUUCAAUCAGCCGAUAGAUGACGUUGCGUGGCCGGCGUCGCUGCAGGAGCUCACGUUUGGGGCAUGCUUCAACCAGUCCGUCGAGCGUACCGGAUGGCCGAGAAAACUGCAGGUGAUAGGACUUGGAGAUAGCUUCAACCGGCCCGUAGAAGAAGUGAACUGGCCAGCAUCGCUCCGGGAGCUCACGUUCGGGCAUGGCUUUGACCAGCCGAUCACACGGGUUGCAUGGCCGGCGCCCCUGGAGCAUCUCACGUUUGGAGAUAGCUUCAACCAGCCCAUGGAGGGUGCAGGAUGGCCCAGUAAACUGAGGGUCAUCGCGUUUGGAAAUGGCUUCAACCAACCGAUAGAAGACGUAGUAUGGCCUGCGUCGCUGCAGAAGAUCACGUUCGGACAUGC
Ectocarpus siliculosus is the source of this 1050-nucleotide messenger RNA. Lineage: Eukaryota; Phaeophyceae; Ectocarpales; Ectocarpaceae. The record is from the annotation of a GenBank genome assembly.